GCAACGUUAUAUCUAUAUGUAUAUCAAUAAUAUAUACAUAUGAAUAUAUAUAUAAAUUAUCGUCAUCGUCGUCAUCGUCAUCAUCGUCGUCAUAAUAAUCAUCAUCAUCAACGAUAUGUCGUUUUUAUUCUGAUUAAACAUUUGCGCACACGAUUUUCAACGAAUGUAAUUGAUUAAUUGUCAUUUCGAUAAAAAACGACGAAAACCAACAAAAAAAAUUCUCUCAAAUAAAAAGAAACGCAACAUAUGAUUUCUUUUUCUUAUUUUCGCUCGUCGUUUCAACGAACAUCGACUUGAGGAAAAGAAUUUUCAUUUUUUUUCUCCAAAUAAUAAUCAUAACACUAACACCGAUAACGAAGAUAAUAAUCACGGUAAUAAUAAUGAUAAUAAUAACAAGAACAGCAACGAAAAUGGUUUAAAUGAAACGUAUAAACGAUAACCGCGGAUGAAGAAGUAAUCGAAAAGAAGAGGAGAGACUUGCCUAAGAAGUAAAGCAAAUAUAAGACAAAGACGGAAGAGAAUAAAAAAGGAAGAAUUUGAAUAAAAAAAGAAAAGGAGGAAAAGUAAAAAGUCGAAAGAUUAAUUGAUCCGCUGCUGGUGCUGCUGCUGCUGCUGCGCCACGUGGGAGAAGAAGAAUUUUCACAAUUGAUGCUGCGGCGAAGAUAUAGAAAAUAAUUAUUGGUGGUCCAUGUUCUUUUGCAAAAUAGACAAUUCAAUUUUCUCACAAUUUUAAAAUAGUUCGAAGUUUCGUCUCGAGUUUUAUCUUCCGUUUUGCUUCGUUCUCGUUUUUGUUCUUUCGGUCUUUCCCAUUCAUUUUUGUUUUCUGCGCUCCAUACGAAACGUGCAACUCAUGUCGAAAAAAUGAAAUACGUUACGGACAUUGAAUUAACAUAGAAAACAAGAAGAAUUCGAAAUUGACAAAUAAUUGUAUGGAAACGGAAAAACGAAAGAAGACGAUUUUUUGAAGAAGAAAAAGUUCGAACGGUAGAGAAAAAUAAAACACAUUACGAAGAUAUAAGAAAAAAAAUCUACGAAGGACCUUGUGGAAGAUAAGGGUAAUCAAAAUUAAAACACGGGAAGAAGAGGAGCGAAAGGAUCUGCAGGACCUGCGACGAGGGCGACCCUGAAUUUUCCCGCAGGAUAUGCUGGAGCCACGCUGGAGACCUGUGCAGGGGCAUUUAGGAGAGAGUCCAUUCGACAACGGAUCGUGGAUUAAGGAACAUUUUCAACCAACCGCAGUGCCCUGGCAAUCGAGCCUACGAGGACAAUCAAGAUACGGUGACGAUGGCAUAAUGGAUCAUGAUCAAGACGGGGACGGUGCGAUUAAUUUGUCAACUUCCCAGAGACCAUCGGCUUCCACAACCCCGAACGGAGAUACGCCAAAUUUGUCCUACCUCCUCGAUCAGCAGGACAACGAUCAGGCCGCCUCGCUCUACAGCGCGUUGAAACAGCAGCAGAGUCGCGAAUCGUCGUCGGUAUCCAGAGAACGUGGCGCGGAACGAAAUCGCGAGGAGACGGAAAGCGAGCAACAAAAUCCGAGCCAACAACAACAACAGCAGCAGCAGCCGAGGGAGGUCAACAUCGAGUUUCAAGGCAAUGGAAAACUCAGUCCUUCAGGGCAUUAUCCACUGACGAUCGCACCGAUGACCCAGCAAAAGCAGCCGAUUGUUUCGUCGCAACAGUCUCAUCAGCCCAGUUCGGGUGCGCCACCUGCAUCCGGUUCUCAACCGAGUCCGAGACAGAGUCCUCAAGCCCCCCAACAGGGCAGUCCUCCAACCCCUGCUGGUCAGGGACAGUCACCUGGAGGGCAGCCACAACUGACGAAUACACAAACGUCAACGCAGAUGAUGCUCAGCCCCGCUAGCGGGCUCCAUCAGAUGCAACAGCUUCUUCAACAGCACAUACUAAGCCCGAGUCAAUUGCAAUCUUUCAUGCAACAACACACGCUUUAUCUACAACAACAACAGCAACAACAUCAUCAGGACUCGACGCCCGAGCAUCUGGCCAAUCAGGAGAGGUUCGGAUAUUUUUCCUCCAUAAAAAACCAUCAACAGCAGCUAGCAGAGUUGGGAAGAAAACAGUUGGAACAAGCUAUGCAGCAGCUUCAAGAACAGUUGCAACUUAACCUGAUUCAACAAACGCACUUGCUUCAAACUGCGGAUAAAAAAAAAGCGUCGGCACCUCUCCAACAAUUGGCUUUGCAACAGCAACAACUCAUACAACAACUACAAAUAACCCAAAGACAGUAUCUCCUCCAACAAGGUCUCGGACUCCAAGGUCAUAAUCAUUCGUCGGGUCUGCAGCCGGGUGACGGUAUGACAAUUUGGAAAAAUGAACCAUCCGAUGGAACGGAUCAGGUUCACCAGAAUUCAAAUGCCCACAAAUCUGGCUCUGGUUUAAAUGGUUUAUUAAAUUCAAUCGUAUCUGGUCGUCGUUCGGACAUGAACGGCACAUCUUCUGUCGAAGAAAAACCAUUAGACGCAUCGUGCAGCGACAAAGCCCAUCCCCUUUAUGGUCACGGGGUCUGCAAGUGGCCGGGCUGUGAAGUUAUCUGUGAGGAUUAUCAAGCAUUCCUUAAGCACCUGAACACCGAGCACACGUUAGACGACAGAUCGACGGCCCAAGCCAGGGUCCAAAUGCAGGUUGUUUCGCAGUUAGAAAUUCAACUUCAAAAAGAAAGAGAUAGACUGACCGCCAUGAUGCAUCAUCUUCACGUAGCCAAACAAAUGGCUUCACCCGAACCACCGAAAUCAUCCGAAUCGUCGACCGGUUCGAGUUUACCAAAGUUGAACUUCAAUCAGCCGCCCCCAAAUUUCGGGGUAUCUCAAGUCUCUCCGGUAUCAAUGUCGGCUCUGGUGUCGGCGGUAAGGUCACCGGCCGGAGGUCAACUCCCUCCAACGGGUGGUCCGAAUUCUAUGCCACCGUUACCGAACAUGUCGACGAUGCCGGGUAUGCCACCUAUGCCAAAUAUGCCCGGAAGUAUGCCGACCAUGCCGUCGAUGGCGGGGCCCAUCAGAAGAAGGAUCAGCGACAAAUCAGCGCUCUCGUUGGCUGGCGGGCUGCCCUACAUGCUGGAGCGUGCCGGUCUAGACGUACAACAAGAAAUUCAACGUAAUAGAGAAUUUUACAAAAACGCCGACGUAAGACCUCCGUUCACUUACGCAUCUCUGAUCCGACAGUCCAUAAUCGAAUCUCCAGACAAGCAGUUGACGUUGAACGAAAUCUACAACUGGUUCCAAAAUACAUUCUGUUACUUCAGGCGCAACGCAGCAACGUGGAAGAACGCAGUGCGACACAACCUGUCUCUCCACAAAUGUUUCAUGCGAGUCGAAAACGUGAAAGGGGCUGUUUGGACUGUGGACGAAGUGGAGUUUUACAAGAGACGUCCGCAGCGCGCUUGCAGCACGACUGGGGGCGUCCCAUCGAAAAGUCCAACUCUCACUCACAGUCCGACUAUGUACGGCGAUGCACUGAACGCGAAUCUCCAGUAUUUCCAGGCUGCGCUUGGUGAGUCCAACAUGGGCUUUUUGAACAACUCGAUGUGCACGUCGACGGCAACGAGUCCCGACAAGGACCACCUGAUGGCACACAACGAUCUAAUGUCACCGCUGGAUGAACCAGCGGGCGGUAUCCACAUAAAACAGGAAGGUCAGAGUCCGGAGGGUGGUAAAUUAUCGAGACUGAUAAAACGUGAAUUAUUCGAAGCCCCGAUCGAGCACGAUGACGAAGGUGUGGACGACAGAGGGUAUCCCGAAAGUCAUCACGGUCACGAUUCAGGUCCGGACGAAGACAUGGCCGAGGAUUUAUCAAUGGCACCCGACAACAUCAUGCCAUCGGAAGACCAGAUCGAAGCGUAGUAGUAAAAAAAAUUAUUCUCCCUCCCCGCCCCGCCCCGCCCCUCUCC
Messenger RNA from Athalia rosae (coleseed sawfly), 3904 nucleotides. RefSeq names its product forkhead box protein P1 (gene FoxP). The transcript is spliced from 17 exons. Gene Ontology annotation, cellular component: nucleus. The coding region runs from base 1143 to 3857 and encodes 904 amino acids. The record is from RefSeq and is a predicted model, not a curated record. NCBI's taxonomy places the organism in Eukaryota, Metazoa, Arthropoda, Insecta, Hymenoptera, Athaliidae. Gene Ontology annotation, biological process: regulation of transcription by RNA polymerase II. Gene Ontology annotation, molecular function: RNA polymerase II cis-regulatory region sequence-specific DNA binding; DNA-binding transcription factor activity, RNA polymerase II-specific.